UCAUAAUGCGUCCUGCUUCGCGCUGUGCCGUGCAUAGAUCGCAUAAAUAUCCUACAUACAACCUGACGAGCAGCUGCUAACAGCCCCGGCGUUCCACCGUCAUACGGUAAACUGUCCUUACUACGCGAAAGGCUUUGAAGCGAACAGGUUUCAAUGCUGUAUUAUCCGAAGAUUUACGCCGUGUAUUAUCGGUGUUGUCUGUUGGCAACACGAAAGUAGUAUUGUAACAACGGCAUUCGCGGAUAAGUCAACACGACAACUGAGAAUCCGACGACGAGGGCAGUCGACAGAGGCAUCAUGCCGACAGCGGAUUGUUCCCGACAGCACGACGGCGGAGUGGAUGACACCACCAAAAAACAUGCCAAUAACACAGCGACUCAUCCAGGGUCAGCGGGAAGCCGAAAGGGUAUCGUGAACGGUGACGCGGGAAAUCUCCCAGAUACGCAAAUCUCUAACAAACCCGAUUAUGACAAGAAAGGCUCAAACGAGAACGUGUCUAAGAGUGAUUUAGGACGAAGGUCUGCCAGUCCGGAAGCCAAAUCCAGUCCCAGUAAAUCAACAGGUAGACGGCAGGUUAGUUUUGAGAGUGGUGAUCCGAGGAGAGCGGAAGACAAGGGGAAAGGACAAGCCAAUGACACCCCGAAACACGGUAACCAACAGAAGGGAGGAGACCGCCCUGGAUCGGGCUCCCAAACUGUCUACACUUUAAGGAAUGAAGGAGAGAUUGUAAACAUCAGUACGACUGAUCAACCUGGAACUGUAGGUGUUGAGGAGGAUUCGGAGGAGGAGGAAGACGAAUCGGAGGAGGAUUCGGAGGAAGAAUCAGAGGAGGAAACGGCAUCUGAAUCCGAGACAGAAGAAGAUACUAUGGACGGAAAAGAGGAAGGAGGUGUCAGUGGAGACAGUGGUAUUGUGUUAAAUCCCGACGAGAGACAGACUGACAGCGCAGUAUCACAGCAUGACGAUCGUCCACAGACAGAUAGUGCGGCAUCACAGCAUGAGCAUCAGUUCUCUGCCAGCUCUGAAGCUUCAUCUCCCGAGCAUCAGUCACCUGUACGGCAGGGUCGAGGGGUCAACAAGGACUCUCUGGACCUGCAGAAUGCAGCCUCAGCUAUUCAUGACAUGCAGGACAACAUUCAGGGAUUACUGUGCCGUGCCAAGACCAUUCUGGGAACUUACCACACGGAGUUGUCAGCAAAGCCUCUGAAGGAUUUCGUGCUGGAAAAGGAGGAUUUUCAUGACAACUUUGUCGCCAUCGGCAACAUCUAUUCAGAAUGUGAACACGUGACGUCAUCAAUUAACAAACAGUUGAAGGAAUUACGUCAAACUACCAAUGAGAUGUGCAGGCUCAUCAACCGGAAGUUCAGAGAGGAGGACCUGGCAUCAUGGGUAGAUGUAGCGGGUGAUGAAGAUGAGAGAGAAUUCCGUCUAAGAGAGGAAAGGACGGCUCAGGAAAAGGCUGUACUUGCAAAAGCGGCAGAAGCACGCGCAGCCCUAGCAAAGGCUACGAGUGGUGUCGCGGAAACACAGGGGAUCAUUGCUCAGGCCGAGGCCGACGCAGCGGAAGCAGAAGUCACUGCCAAAAAGGCACGUGCACUUGCAGAUGAUGCUAUCAAAACAGCUGAAGAAGCGAAACGAGCAGCGGAGGAGAAGAGAAAGGUGGAAGAAGAGGCGCGGAAGAAGGCUGACGCGAAGGCAAAGAUAAAGGCAGAAGAAGAAAAGAAGAAGCGUGAGGAAGAGGAGAAGAGGCUGGCAGAAGAAGCGAAGAAGAAAGGAACAUCUGUGGACGAAGAGAGGCAGAGAGAGAUGGAUGAGAGAGAGGCCAAAGAGGCGGAGAGGAAGAAUCCGAAGAACUGGCCUCGAUACAUAUACAGUAUUGAGGGCGGUGACUUUGACCCUGGUGUUGGUUGUAUCAUCCGGGCAAUAGCUGGCAGCAUGUCACGUGACGACGUGGAGGUGAAACGAUUGGACCAACUUUCCGGAGUUUUGUCUUUGUAUGAAAAUGAGGAACUCAUCAGCAACAUUGUGCAUGUGCAGCCCAACGACAAAGAGAAAUCCUUCACGUUUGAUGAACCAUUUUCUAUCGCCAUCCCCCACUGUGCCCCGAGGUCUGGGCUGGGCAGGGAACCCGUCAUCAAGAUGUUACAAUCCAAUGGACGCUGGGCAGAUAUGCCUACCAACGACGUCCACUUCGAGGACAUUAAGGAACUGCGUUUCGUUGAGGCCAGGUUGAAGCGGUUUGGUACUUUCGCCGUCAUCUACAAGAUCAAGAAGGAUGUGCUGAUGUUCACGAAGAAAGGGGGCAAAGUGACAUCCUCAGUCGACUCCCGCGUCACUUUCAUUGCAAAGCCGAUGUGUUUCAGGCAUAAUGCUAAUUUCACACUCGAGGUUCAGUCAGUGGACAUAUCAUUAGUUUCGGAUCUCCGCAAAAAGCGGUCCGAGUGCUCAAUGUUCCUUGCAUCAAGUCCUAUCAUCAAACUCGGAAGCCCUCAUAAGAAGUUCCAAAAACCAGUCACAGUCACACUUCCUGUUCCCCCGAACCCCUCAAGGCUCAAGAGGCCUGGGACGAGCGUAAACAGGGAAGAGACGACGGACAAAAUAGAUACUCGUCCGGCCACUGCCAAACCAGGAGUCACCUUCACCAAGAAGGAAGAGGAGACACCACUAGACGGCCUCCAUCUUGUACAUUGUCUCUCUGAUGGUACAUGGGCCAAGGUCACCAAUGUUACAUUAGUGCAAGCCAAGAAUAAAGACAUUGUAACGUUUGACAUCAACCAAUUAUACGAAAGGUUCUCAAUAAUUAGAACCAAGCUUGAUGCAACAAUCGGACAAGUUGAACAGAUCGCCACAACCCUCAAUGAGGCAAUCCCGCACAGAACUAUCCAGCUGUUCCUCCGACAACACAAUGAGAACCUCAGUGAGAUUGUCAUCUCAUGUUCUAAUGUGUCUCGUGUGGACAGGUCUCUCCGUAAGCUGGAAGACGAGGGCUUCGAGGAGGGACCAUCUCUUAGCAAGGAAAUAUCUGUGAAAGAAGGCCAAGUCAUUGAUCUCAAAUUCAGGGGAAACCUCCAACCGGAAACAGAUGAGUUUAAACAGCAGUUUGUCUUCAAUUCACAUAUACCAUGUCGAGUGGAUUUCACUGUUCAAACGGUCGAUGCAUUUGCUCAGAAAGGUUUUGACAGUUUCCGUGGAUUUGCUCAGUUGUUCACAGAAGGUUUCGUGCCCAAAACACUUCCUCCAGUGGACGACAACAGAGAAUCAAAGCGUGGGAGUACACAGAAAGCUCAGCCACGUGUUGUCAUGGUGAUAGGAGAGGUCCUCAUCUCGGAGUUACUUAUGACAAUACCAAAGCCCGAGCCAGAACCUCCGAAACGCUUGUUAACAGCGCCUUUAUCGAAUGCAUCAGAUGGCCCUGUUGAUAACGAACUGCUGCUUCGGCUCGCGCGAGAACUGGGUGAUGAGUGGAAGAAGAUGGCCCAGUACCUCAACGUCAGGAGGACGCGUAUUCAAGCCAUCCUCAGACAGAACGUCAACAACGACAACACACACAAGGUUUACGACAUGCUGACGACGUGGUCUAAGCGAUUACCGAGGGCAGUCGACAGGGUGGAUAUCCUGUGCCACGCUCUGAUGUCUUGUGGCCGAGGAGACCUGGCAGCGGAACUCAGAGACAGGAAAAUUGAGUUCAAACGUCAGCGAUCAUUUAGUGCUAGAGAUUCCUACCUGCGGAAGGCGUUUGUGAAGAUAGCGCGAGAUCAGAGCGUGAUAGCGAACUGGAAGCACUUUGCGAGGCGGUUGGGUGUGAGCGAGUCGGAUAUGGUGGACAUUGAGAGAAGCCGUCCCACCAGCCAGGACCGGUGCUACUCCAGCCUACAACUCUGGCGGGAACAGAACGGGGACAACGCCACCCUGGCCACACUCUCACAGAAACUCAGAGUCUGCAGACACAGACAACUUGCAAGGGACAUUGAAUCGAUUGCCUAGAUGAUCGUCACCGUGAAGGAAACAUACUCUCAAUCUAGACCACAAGCAAUAUGUCGAAUAUGAGAAUAUUGUAACAAUAACCUGUUGCCAGCAUAGGACAUAGCAACGUGUUCAUAAAUUGUCUACUAAGAUGUAUUCAGGAGAAUUAUAUCCUGGUAGGCAUGACUGUUAACAUUAGAGAGAAACAGGACCUAUUCGUGACAGUCAUUACAUACGUUGUACAUUAAUUUUGCAAAGGGAUAUUAUUAGCCCUAUUGUUAGGUUAACUGUGACGCUACUACGAGGUCAUUUUCUUAAGUUAAUUCAGUCUGUACUCUAAGAUACUCUUUGUAAAGUUAACUUUGUCACUACCAUAGGGUUAAUAUAUUUUCAGUGUGCUUUGUCAGUAUAGAAGCUGUUUAUCGUUUAAGAACAUUGUCACGUUUCAUUUAUGAAUUAAAAGUAAAAUGGUGACAUAUGUUUAGGCACGCUUAAACUUCCUUCAAAAUACUACAAUGCACAUGCUUAUACCAAUAGCGCACGGCUGUGAUAUAAAUGUACGGUAGUUUUUUUAUUUGACCUUCGGACGAUAUUUCGUCCUAUAUAUGUGACAAAGGGUACCUGUCACGUUUAUUGACAUAUAACGGUUUAUUUUUAACAUUUCCAGUAGCAAAGAAGUAUUGACUGUGUGAAAGUUAUUCGUCAAACUAUUGAUAUUUAUUUACUUUGUAGUACUACAUGUACAUGUAUUUUCAGUUAUGAUUUUUUUCAUAAAAGGAGAUAUUAUUAUAUUCUGUUGAAUUCCAAUUGCCAAAUGAUUCUCCAGUAUUUGUAGAUUUACACAUGUACUUAUAAAUUUAUAAAUAAUCUAUCCUGUUAUACGUUUAAUUGAUCAUAUAGAUGACCAUGCACAUGUAUACAGUUAUUGCAAUAAACUGUUACCCGUUUCUAGAAAA
Haliotis rufescens (red abalone) is the source of this 4919-nucleotide messenger RNA. RefSeq lists its product as uncharacterized. Gene Ontology annotation, biological process: signal transduction. The record is from RefSeq and is a predicted model, not a curated record. The transcript is spliced from 13 exons. Lineage: Eukaryota; Metazoa; Mollusca; Gastropoda; Lepetellida; Haliotidae. The coding region runs from base 298 to 3984 and encodes 1228 amino acids. Gene Ontology annotation, molecular function: protein binding.